AUGCUUCAAUUCUUGAUUCUUGUCGCCAUCGGUCUCCUUUCUUUCCUGGCACGGGAUGUUGCUAGUAUCGUCCUUGAUGUUGAUGAUACACAAUCCAUUCUGGAGGCGGCCGCUCUGACCGCUCGAGGCGUAAUUGACCUGUAUAACGGCAAUCAAUCCGGGGGGACUCCAGGAAAAUGGCCCUUUCCGCCCUACUACUGGUGGGAGAGUGGCGGCGCAUGGGGUGGGUUGAUGGAAUACUGGCAUUAUACCGGCGACGACAGCUAUGUCAAUCUCACGCAGGAAGGACUCAUUGCUCAACUUGGUCCCAAAUAUGACUUCAACGUUCCUGCCGAAGCCUUCGACACCGGAAACGAUGACCAAGCCUUCUGGGUCUUUGUGGCCAUGUCCGCGGCCGAAUAUUCCUUCCCUCAACUGCCUGCUCCCUAUCCAUCCUGGGUGCGGAUUGUCAGCAAUGCUUGGGAAGAUUAUGUUACGCGCUGGAAUUCUUCAAGAUGCAACGGAGGGUUGAAAUGGCAGUUCAAUCCUCAGAACGCAGGCUACUACUACAAGAACAGCGUCUCCAACGGCGCAUUCUUUCAGCUCUCGGCGAGGCUGGCCAGGUUUACAGGCAACCAAACAUAUGUUCUUUGGGCGGACACGAUCUGGGAUUGGGCAUCGGCAAUCGGCUUGGUGGACAAUAUCUACAAUGUCUUUGACGGGACUGAUGAAACUAUCAACUGUACCGGCAUUGACCACCAUCAAUGGACUUACAAUGUUGGCGUCUUCUUGUACGGCGCGGCAGUACUGCAGAACUACACCAACGGAUCUUCGCCUUGGAUCGAACGGACCGCAGGCCUUCUCGACUCAACCAAUACUUUCAUCAGUCCCUUUCGCAAUGCAUCCAACAUCCUGUUCGAGGCGCAAUGUGAGCUCUCCAUGUCCUGCAAUGUCGACCAGCUGUCAAUGAAGGCCUAUCUCAUUCGGUGGAUGGCCGCGACGUCGAAGUUGGCGCCUUUCUCGGCAGGUCGAAUUGGUGAGGUGCUUCGAGCCUCCGCUCAAGGCGCAGCAGCAUCUUGCACGGGAGGUGGAGAGAACAAUACAUGUGGCAGUAAGUGGUACAUUGAGGGGUGGGAUGGUACAACCGGGCUGGGUCAACAGCUCUCGGCACUGGAAGUCAUGUACUCCCUGCUGGUCAAUGAGACCAAUCCACCCGCCACCUACCCAGAUGUCUCCAUUCUGCCUGCUCCCCCGUUGCCGACAAUCACCGCUACUGCCACCGAAGGACUGCCAACUGCCAGUGGUAUCGCUCGUCCGCUUCACGAUGGAGCGGCGAUCAUUCAAUCCAGGGCCCAGAAUAAGAUUCGGCCCCUUGUCGCUGCCUUUAUCACCUCAUUAGCAGUAAUGUGA
Molecule: messenger RNA, 1389 nt
Organism: Fonsecaea pedrosoi CBS 271.37
Lineage: Eukaryota; Fungi; Ascomycota; Eurotiomycetes; Chaetothyriales; Herpotrichiellaceae
Exons: 2
Coding region: 1-1389 (462 amino acids)
Biological process (GO): fungal-type cell wall biogenesis; carbohydrate catabolic process
Molecular function (GO): mannan endo-1,6-alpha-mannosidase activity
Source: RefSeq, a predicted model, not a curated record